Scomber scombrus (Atlantic mackerel) is the source of this 3228-nucleotide messenger RNA. RefSeq names its product kinesin family member 23 (gene kif23). Gene Ontology annotation, biological process: microtubule-based movement. The coding region runs from base 55 to 2802 and encodes 915 amino acids. The record is from RefSeq and is a predicted model, not a curated record. Gene Ontology annotation, molecular function: microtubule motor activity; ATP binding; ATP hydrolysis activity. Lineage: Eukaryota; Metazoa; Chordata; Actinopteri; Scombriformes; Scombridae. The transcript is spliced from 23 exons. Gene Ontology annotation, cellular component: nucleus; microtubule; kinesin complex.
UUCAAAAAUUGUAGCAGCAGAAACGGUAAAAAAAAAAUAGAGGAAACAGCUACAAUGAACAGGCAGGUGAAGGGUAAAACCCCCCGCAGGCCUCCUCCAAAAAAGCCUUCCAGCAACCAGAAGGACCCGGUCGGGGUGUACUGCCGUGUGCGACCUCUGGGUGCGGAAGACAAGGAGUGCUGCAUUGAGGUGAUCAGCAGCUCCACCAUCCAGCUGCACGCGCCUGAAGGCUUCAAAUUAAACCGAAAUGGAGAGUACAAAGAGAUGCAGUAUUCAUUCAAAAAAGUCUUCGGAGUUUCAGUGUCUCAGAUGGAGCUGUUUGAGCAUGUUGCCAGACCUCUUGUUGAUGACCUCGUCCAUGGAAAAAAUGGUCUGCUCUUUACAUACGGAGUCACAGGAAGUGGGAAGACGUUCACCAUGACCGGCUCUCCAGGCCUGGGCGGACUUCUACCUCGCUCUCUCGACAUGAUAUUCAACAGCAUAGGACCGUACCAGGCCAAAAGAUAUGUUUUCAAGACAGAUGAUAAAAAUGGUUUGGAUGUCCAGAGUGAAGUCGACGCAUUGUUAGAGCGCCAAAGACGGGAAAACAACCUGCCCGCUCCUAAAUCUUCCUCCUCCAGACAAAAGCUUGAUCCCGAAAUAGCUGACAUGAUUAGGCCGGAGGAGGCCUGUAAAGCAGACGGUGUGGACGAGGACAGCUGCUUCGGCGUUUUCGUCUCCUACAUAGAAAUCUACAACAACUACAUCUAUGAUCUCCUCGAGGAAAACCAGGAAGACACAAUCAAGCCAAAGUGGAAUGGUGGAGGCACACCUUCACGCCAGAACACUGAGUUCAUACCACCUCAGUCUAGAAUUCUUAGAGAGGAUCAGAAUCACAACAUGUACGUGGCCGGCUGUAUGGAGGUUGAAGUCAAAUCUCCUGAGGAGGCAUUUCAAGUAUUUUGGAGAGGUCAGAAGAAGAGGAAGGUUGCGAACACCCGGCUGAACAGAGAGUCCAGCCGCUCCCACAGUGUGUUCAUCAUUAAACUGGCUCAGGCUCCUCUCGAUGCAGACGGCGACACCAUUCUCCAGGAUAAGAACCAGGUGACUCUAAGUCAGCUGUGCCUGGUGGAUUUGGCAGGAAGUGAGCGUACUGGGAGGACGCAGGCUGAGGGCACCCGGAUACGUGAAGCAGGUAACAUUAAUCAGUCUCUGCUGACUCUGCGGACGUGCAUCGAGAUACUUCGAGAGAACCAGAUGUGCGGCACAAACAGGAUGGUCCCCUACAGAGACUCUAAAGUAACCCAUCUGUUCAAGAACUACUUUGACGGAGAGGGCAAAGUCAAAAUGGUGGUCUGUGUCAAUCCCAAGGCUGACGACUACGACGAAACCUUGCUGGUGAUGCGCUUUGCAGAGAUGACCCAGGAGGUGGAAGUGGCUCGGCCAGUGGACAGGCCCAUCUGUGGCUUCACACCAGGCCGCCGUCAUAGAAACCAGGCCUUUAAAGAUGAGUUGUCUCGCAUGCUGGAGGAGCGUGGCGGUCCAGUGGACAGAGAUCUGCCCUCUGUUAUGAACCACCUGGUGCAAAGUCUCCCACCUCUACCCUCCUCGGAGCUGACCGACCCUCACGAUGACAUCACCCUGCCCAGACUAAUCGAAGCUCUGGAGAACAGACACAGGAUCAGGCAGAUGAUGGUCGUGGAAUUCAACAAAGCAGCUGACAUAAUGAAGUCUAUGCUUCAGGACCUGGACAGCAACCUUCUUUCCAAAGACGAUUAUAUUAAUCAGCAAAAUGGCAAACUAUCAGAGAAGGAUAAAAUCAUUCAAGUUAACAAGGCUGAGAUUGAACGCUUGGAGAAGAGAAACAAGAUGCAAGAUCACAAGAUUGAUAUCCUGCAGAAAACCACGAAAAUCUACGAGGACGACAAGCGUUCACUGCAGCACGAGCUAGAAACCAGAGAGCAAAGACUGAUGAGGGAGCAGUCUGAGAAGAGACGCAUGGAGCAACGCAUGAACGGCGUUGUCUCAGACACGCAGCACAAGUGGGAAAAAGAAUGUGAGAGACGUGUUAAUGCGAUGCAUGUCGAGAUGCAGAACAAGCUCUGGGUGAAAGACGAGAAGCUGAAGCAGCUUAAGGCUAUCGUAACGGACAGCAAGACACCAGGUCGCCCUGAACCUCCACCGCGUCAGACGCCGACUCAACCUCGGCCUCAGCCUCAGUCUCAACCUCGGCCUCAGCCUCAGUAUCAACAUUGGCCUCAGCCUCAGUCUCAGUCUCAACCUCGGCCUCAGCGGUCAUCCAGAGAGGAACGCCUACCUGCAAAGAGAUCGGCCUCACCCUCACCUAUCCCUACGGCAACUCCAGUACGGCCGCUGCACCGUCGUUCCCGAUCAGCUGGUGGAGAGAAAUGGGUGGACCACAAGCCCUCCUCUAACCUGGAUUUGGGAACAGUUUUGCAGCCAGUCAUCCCAAAUUCCAUCCAGGUGUCCACCCCCAGUGAGAAGACCCUAUCCAAGUGUGACAGAUAUGUGUUAACGCACCAGGAAGUCGCCUCUGAUGGCGAGAUCCAGACCAAACUUAUUAAGGGCGAGGUGAUCAAAACCAGAGGAGGGGGACAGUCUGUCCAAUUCACCGACAUUGAGACGCUGAAACAGGAGCUCGCCUCUGUCCCCAGCCGUAAGAGAAGAUCCUCCGAAGGCGUCCCUACUAAUGGAGAUCGAAUGGAUGUGGAAAACAGGUGCUCGUUGGCUUUGGAGAUGAGGGCCGGAUCAAACAUGGGUCCUGGUGUGGAGCAUCAUGGUUUCACAAAGCGCAGAAAAUGAGCUGGCGACUGCUCCACUGAUCACUUCCUGUCUAUCCUCACCUGGCUGUUGUGCAAUAGUCCUGAAUUUUUAUAUUUUGCUGUAGUGAAACUAUUUAAACAUUUUCCAUACUUUUUUAUAUAUGCAAAAGUGUGUAUAUAUACAAAGGUCACCAAAGCCAUUUUUAAAAAAUAUUUUAUAUAUUGUGUUUGAACCUAAAAAGUGUUAUUUGAGUCGGUCGAGGUUGGUGGCAAAUACUUAGUUACUGUAGCCCUGGUGCUGGAAAGGUCUGUUUGUGUGUGUCUGUGUAAGGUAGUCACAUUUAUUUGGCACAUGUGGAAGUCAUUCAUCAUUGUAUGUAAAAAAAGAAAAAGUUGCUGUAAUAUUGGUUUGAUCUACUUUAUACUAUCUGCUUGCUGGAUUAAUACUGAGCUUCAUGUUGAGACU